AUGGAAAUCGACAAUGAGUUGAUGCUAGACGAGUGCGCUUUCAUUGUUCAGCAUGACUGGCAUAGAAGCUUGUCGUCUGCGCCGUAUAAUUUUUUCGUCGGGUUGAAGAAGCCGGGCCAAGAUAAGACGAAAUUCUUCGAUGCUAUUGUGGAUCCGAAAACUGGAGACAUCGAAAUCGAGAGGGGCGAUGGCAGUUUUACGGUUGCUUUGAGAGGCAGAGCUCUAGAAGUGGCUUGUGCGUCCGGGCGUAAAACGUAUUUUCUUGCGCCGCUGGUGGAAUACGGAGACGUACACUCGGCACCGAUCGCCUCCUUGGAUGUUGCAUCUUCAGGCAACAUGUUCCUCUCCACAGACUCUUAUGGCGCCCUUCGAGUUUCUGGAACGACUGACGGACGCCCUUUGAGAGAACUGAAAGGCCAUAUGCUCCACUUGACGGCUCGGCUUUUCCCCUCGGAUCUGGUCGUGCUCGGUGGCGGCGCGGAUAUGCGACUACGCGUCUGGAGCGUGGAGACGUGCGAGGUGGCGCGGACGAUGAAGGGACACAUGAUGGCCAUCACCGACGUCGGUAUCCUCGGGGUCGGGCGUGAGGUCGUCUCUUGCUCCCGAGACGGCACGGCUAAGAAAUGGAGUUGUGCCGAGGGCGAGUGCGUAUUGACGUGGGCGCCUGAAUCUGGGGAGUGCAACGCGUUGGCUUUGAACCCGGCUGGUUCGCUAAUUGCCGUUGCCUGCUCGUUGAAUAAGAUUGCCGUGUACCCCAUUGAUAGUUCAGAAAUGGUCUUCUCAGCCUCUGUCUCUGGCUCGCCUUCCACGUUGUCGUUCUCGCCAUGUGGUGCGAGAAUUGCUUGUGGCGAUGACCAGGGCCAUCUUUCUAUUUAUAACGCAACGAACGGUUCUCGCGUUGCUCUGCUGCGCACAACCCGUGGCAACAUCGAAAAGCUGAAAUGGCGAAAUGCUGGGAUCUUUGUCUGUUUCCACGACGGGAGCGUUGGACUCUACGACUCCGUGAAUUUCCGAGAUCACCCCAAGUACGAAUUGAGCGGGCCCGACUGUGAUCCGGUCUACGACAUUGCCUUCAACCAGGACAUUAUCUACACCGGAUCUCGAGACAAGCUCAUCCGAAAUAUGCUAUCGAAAGAUCUCCUCCGUGCUCGCCCGUUGUUCAACAUAACGUCGAGGGGCAAGCGCAACAGAUUCAAGCCAAAGAUAGCAUCCGUACGACAGAACAAGAAUCCUUCUUCUAUGGCCCUCGACCAUUUCGACUUCUAUUACGGCCCUAUUUUCGGGAAGAAGUGGCCAAGCAUUCGACUUGGAUUAUUGAUGCCGAAUCAAUAUGUCGCAGUUGUGAACACGCUUUCAAAGUCUUGGAAAGCCAACGUGCUGCUGUUAGAAGAAGAAGGCGCUGUCGAUCUGCUCGAAAAAAUCCAGGGCAAAUUUCGCGACAAACGACAGGAGGACAAAAUUCGAGAGAUGUCCCAGGGCGCGAAAAAAGAUGCGGAUCGGCUGUUGCGGGAAAAUCAGGAGCCUGGCACAUCGCUAGACCGAAAUUUCGCGCUCCGAGAGACCGAUGAGAUGCGCGGGGAAGCCGGCCUCAAAGAAUUCGCUUCCUCACCCGGCGAAUUCUCGCAGUACGACCAGCAGCUGGGGCUGAAGUUUACGGAAGAGCAGAAGCUGAAAGAUAUUCAGGUCACUGGCUUCGAAGGCGAUGGGCUCGAACUGCCGAUACGGAAGCACGCGUUAAAAUACCCGAAAGAUCUACGCAUCCGGACAAUGCAACGAGGAGAUAUUUCACGAUAUCCGCCACCGCUGAAAGAUUCGGACGCCGUUCCAGGGUGGUGGCUGCUGGAUGGCGGCUCUGUGGUCCCGGUUUUGGCGCUAAAUUUUGAGCAGGACGACACGUUUUUGGAUCUUUGCGCGGCGCCCGGUGGCAAAAGCCUACUUUCCCUGCUGACAGGAUUGCCAAAAAAGAUUGUGUGCAACGACUAUAAGCUUGCCAGGCUUGGAGACCUGAAGCGGUCAUUGUCACUUUAUGUGCCUGCCGACAGUCCGGCGGCGGAAAAGGUGAUUCUCAAGCGAAAAGAUGCCAGUGAUGUGGCGGGUUGGGAUGAGAUUGAGGCAUACGACAAGGUGCUCGCUGACGUUCCCUGCUCGUCUGAUCGGCUGUCUGUCAGCCAGGAUGAGGGCACGCUUUUUGAGCUGCAGCAUACUCAGAAACGGCUCGACCUGCCGCAGUUGCAGACGAAAAUUUUAGUUAACGCGUUGAGAUCUGCGAAAAAGGGCGGUUCCGUCGUGUACUCAACCUGCACGCUGUCGCCCGCCCAAAAUGAGGCCGUCGUGCAGAAUGCGGUGGCCAUCGCCGAGCAACAGUUUGGGAUUCGGGUGGUCGAGGAAUCGCUCACCCUUCUGAAGCGUCAUCUCGAGCUGACCGGACUCUUCCGCUUCGCCAACAACACUCAACAUGGUCUCCUGUUACUCCCGUUUAUCCCCUCGAAUUUUGGGCCGAUGUACAUUUGCAAAUUGCAUAGGUUGUUG
Mesorhabditis spiculigera is the source of this 2529-nucleotide messenger RNA. Lineage: Eukaryota; Metazoa; Nematoda; Chromadorea; Rhabditida; Rhabditidae. The record is from the annotation of a GenBank genome assembly.